Molecule: messenger RNA, 900 nt
Organism: Talaromyces atroroseus
Lineage: Eukaryota; Fungi; Ascomycota; Eurotiomycetes; Eurotiales; Trichocomaceae
Exons: 1
Coding region: 1-900 (299 amino acids)
Molecular function (GO): oxidoreductase activity
Source: RefSeq, a predicted model, not a curated record
AUGUCGACGACAACAACAACAAGAACAACAGCAAUAGCAGCAGCAGCAGUGCUCGAUACAGACACAGACAAACCAGACUACAUCCCACGCGGCCCUGUUUCAGCAGAGCUCUCGUUCUUCAGCCGCCCUGCUGACGGCUCCGUUCCCUACAGCUACGUUGAAGAACCCCCCGCGGGCCAACCGCGCUCAAACUUCCAGUUGACCUCUCACAAGGUCACCCUGGACGACAUCCGCGGACACGAGCAAGAAUACAACCUCGACAAAGACGCCUUUCAAGUAUACAGCGGCGUCUCAUCGGCAACAACCUACGAGACCUUCAAUGAGGACGAGCAGGUCAAGAAACUGUAUUACCCAGAAGUCGAGCAGUUCCUGCUCGGAAACGUCCCUGGCGCACACAAGGUGAUCUUGUUCGACCAUACAAUCCGCCGUCAAGAUCCGAAUGCACACCGCCAACCGGUCAACUCUGCACACUCCGACCAGACAGAUCGCGCCACCGAGUGGCGUGUGCGUCUGCACGUGGAAGACAAAGACGAGGCCGAGACCCUUCUCAAGGGCCGCUAUCGCAUCAUUAACGUCUGGCGGCCCAUCAACGGCGCCGUGCAAGCCGCGCCGCUGGCAGUCGCAUCUGCGGCCUCGGUCGAUGAAAGCAAGGACCUGGUGGCGGUUGAGCGCCGCGCUCCGGAUCGCACGGGCGAGACCAUGGGCGUAAUCUACAACCCGACGGUGCAGUGGAAGUACUGGUCUGGCAUUGACAAUGAUGAGCGCAUCCUGCUCAAAUGCGCCGAUAGCCAGCCCGGUGUUGGCAAGAGGUGUCCUCACACAGCAUUUGUGGAUCCGAGGACGCCCAAGGGUGCGAAGCCCAGGGAGAGCAUUGAGGUGAGAGCAUUAGUUUUUGGAUAG